Conger conger (European conger) is the source of this 1675-nucleotide messenger RNA. It is a transcript of the gene ndufaf4, whose product is annotated as NADH:ubiquinone oxidoreductase complex assembly factor 4. Gene Ontology annotation, biological process: mitochondrial respiratory chain complex I assembly. Lineage: Eukaryota; Metazoa; Chordata; Actinopteri; Anguilliformes; Congridae. The record is from RefSeq and is a predicted model, not a curated record. Gene Ontology annotation, cellular component: mitochondrion. The transcript is spliced from 3 exons. Bases 70 to 597 code for a protein of 175 amino acids.
GUGUUGUCUGAGUAUAAUUCUUCCCGGAGUGAGUUCGAAUUGUAUUUCAAACGCCGGGGAAAGAGCAACAUGGGUGCACGCGUUACACGGGCGUUAAGGAAUUUUAACUUGGAAAACCGGGCUCAUCGAGAAAUCGGAAAAGCGAAACAUGUUGCUGCUCCCCGCUAUCCUCAGCACAACGAUCUGACUGAACCAAACCCCGAGAUUGAGUUAAUCCAUAAAAAAGACGACCCGUUACUGUCGUUACUGAAGACUGUAUACGUGGAGUCGAAGGACCCUCCUGAGCAGGUCAAACCGUCGCAAGCGGAGAAUGUGAACGAGAAAGAACGCAGACCUUUGAAAUUCAGCCUACCUGGGGACCCCUAUGGCAUUUUGGACAUCACAGAUGUCCCUAAAGGCAAAGUGUCAAUUGUAGAGGCUCUCACAGCUCUCAACAGCCACAAACAAUCUCCAAAAACAUGGACCCCUGAGAAGAUCGCCCAGGAGUACUCAUUAGACAUAACGGACACAAAAGCACUUCUAGAAUUCUUUGUGCCAUUUAAUAUCGAAAUUAAGCCACCAAAGACGGCGGAUCCCAAACAGAUUAAAGCCUCUUAGCAUCAGCGUCUGGUCAUACAACCCACGAUGGACUGCGUCAUGAUUUUGUGUAAAUUCAUUUUUGCGUGAAUUAAUUUAUUUCUGAUGUGUACAUUUAAUCCUUUUUUCUUUUUUUUCUUUUUUUUACGAAGCUUUACAUUGCUAGGCUAAUUCAAAUGGUGAUCCUCAAGUAAAAUAUGGAACAUGUAUUUAUUGAUUUCUAUAUUUUAAAUAUUACAAUUCGGUCUUAUAGUUUCUAUUACGAUUUUGUGUCCAUGAGCUUGUCAGUUCUUCCAAUUUUUCCAUCUCAGUUCACCUAAUUUAACAGUGUUAUGUUAACUGGAUUGUGGCUAUAGGGACAACUUAAAAAAAAAAAAAAUUGUGAUUCAUAACAGAUUCAUAUUUUAACCAUGGUGGUAGUCAAGGCCUGUUGUCAUGAUCAGGGUAAAUCGCUCAUUCUACCACUAGAGGGACAUGUCUAAGUGAGUUGUCCUCAUGAAACCUUUGAUGGGAGGCAAUAGAGCCUAAGUCACCUGAAAGGAGAGCUGAGAGAUUGUUGAACAUGGGUGUUAUUUUGGGGGACAUGGUAUGCAACAUUUUGAAGAAAAUAUGCUCUGCAGUUGAUAAUUGAGUGACUUGCCUAUUUGGCCCAUAUGUGGGUAAUUUGGGACAGGCUACAUUUUUGCACAGUUGAGAGUGUGUUCUCAGAGAGAACAGAUUUUGGGUGUCCAUGACAGUGCUCUUGUAUUCUGCAAGAGCCUGAACAACCCCUGCUUUGUUUGUCAUCAAUGUCAGUAUUUAAGAUUUAACUGGGGUCCCAAAAGAACACUCUGAAAUUCAUAUAUAGCCAACCUCAUGUCCUUCCAUGUAUAUGUCAUAUUGCAUAUACAGUGGUGUUAAAAUUAAAUUAGCAAAUGAUUGAGUACCUUUAUGGGAUAUCUAAAUGACAUUUAGUGCAUGUUUUCAAGAAAAACAGCAACUGCAUUCUUUUAAAAAAGAACAUUGGUCAACUCGCAGUAAUUGAUGACAAACCGCAUUGCUGUUUACAUGCUUUACUAUAUCCCUGGCAAACUGGUCCUAAUAAAUGUAAUUCUUGUUU